GUAUUCGCUCUGUAAAAAAUUACUGUCAUCUGCUUACUUUAUCUACGAGUCCAUAUAAGAGUGCCAAUAGUUCAGCGCCGUACGCUUGAGCGGCAAUACACACAAGUUGUUUAUCGAGAAGUGUAGAUCUACGUACGUCGUAUCUGACCACUACGUCGCCGCGCCUGCUCUUUUCAUCCUAAUUGAUAUUGUUCCGGAUUUGUUAAACACCUCAGCGAGUCAUAGAUAGGCAGGACAACCCAACACAGAAAUACUGAACAUCGUUGCCAACACGGUGCACUUAGACGCCAGCAACGUCUGAUGGCGGCCAUCUCCGCCCAGUCGUUCUUCGAACGCGAAGGGAUACAUUCGCAGAAUGUAGAAGAGUACUUCUUACGUGGGGGUGGAGUAAACGAAGAAUACGAGGUUGUGACUAUAUCGUCAACUGAUAACAACGCCGUAAGGGAGGAGGUUCGCGAUACAGACGCCUAUAGCGGGUCUCUCUUGUCUCAGCAGCAAGACAAGUCUGGUGGUGCUGAGGUCUAUAGCACAGUCCGGACGCUUCGCGGGGCCGGAAACGUCGCCGCGGAAUACUACAGGACCGAGGCAGAGGCCGAGGCAGAGGCCGAAACCGAGGCCGAAACCGAAGUUGAAGGUGCCGAGUACUAUGCGAACGCCGACGCAUGCACUGGCACGUAUGCAGAGUAUGCAGAGUACGCGGAGACUGCGGACGUCGACUCAUCGGCUGGCCACGAUGAUCACACAGAAUAUAAUAGGCUUAGAGGCGGUGCCGGGGCAAAUGAGUAUGAGGUAGCCGACGUGGAGGAAUAUGAUGCCGGAUUGGAGACUGAAGAGUUCAGCACUGCAGGAGCGGAAGAGUAUGGUGCCGCAGGUGCCGAUGAGGACGGCAAUGAAAAUGCAGGUCGGCAAGAUCCCGGAUUGCGCGGUGGCGCCGGAUACGAGUAUGCUGCAUAUGACGCAGAAACAGUAGACGCGGAUACAGACGCCGACGCGUACACUACCGGCGCGGACGAAGGUCGUGCAGAGGAGAAUGGUUACGGUUUAAGAGGUGGUGGUGGCGUUGAAGAGUGCGGAGCAGCAGAAUACAGCUAUGCUAGAUAUGACGAGGAAGGACAAAACACAUACGGGGCUGGCGCGUAUGAUGAGCAUGCAAGCUCCUACGAAGGACAGAUUUACGACGAUAGGCACGCAGAGGCUACAGAGAGGUACGAACAUGGAGCUGGAAGUGAAGGUACCUGCGCGCUUCGUGGCGGUUCGGCGGAGGACGCCUCAGCUGGGAUUGAGGAGUUCGCAACAGCGGCAGACUCCAAUGAGGACGAAAAUGCUACUGAGGCUGAAUAUUAUGAGACUGAUGGCCCCGUCGACGGUCCUGCGGACCCGAACGGGGUAUACUGGGGCCUUCGUGGUAGUGGAGCGAUUGAGGUUGCUACUCCUCCGGAGCAAAUUCCAGUCGACGAAAACGGAAACGUCGUUGGGGCGUAUGUCGUUCCGAUGUAUCCAGACGUGGGAGGGCAGUACCAAACGUAUCAGCAGGACCAGGGAGGCUAUAUCGUUCAGGUAAUGCAACCAGUGAUACAACCUGUGAUGCAAGAGGCUGUCGGUCAACAGCCUAUAGUUUACACUAUUGAUACAGAAGCAGCGAUGGCGGCUUACCAACAGCCUGCCAUCGAUGGAUCACACACGGCGGGACAAAUCAGCAUGGUGAUUGAUCUCAAUGCGAUUGCCCAGGCUGCACAGAAUGUACAGAUCGAUGCAAGUGGCCAACCCGUGGUCCUAUCUAUGAUCGGAGGACCACAAGGGGGUAUUGCAAAUCAGAUCGUGCCGAUGGGCGUUCCCAUAGGGGCACCACCGCCACCACCGCCGCCACCACCGCCACCGCCACCACCGCCGCCUCAAGCAGAACCACAACUAUCAGACCCGCAACCAGCACCAUCAGCAGUAGCACCAUUAUCGCAACCAGCACCAUCAGCAGUAGCACCAUCAGCAGUAGCACCAUUAUCGCAACCAGCACCAUCAGCAGUGGCACCAUUAUCGCAACCAGCACCAUCAGCAGUAGCACCAUUAUCGCAACCAGCACCAUCAGCAGUAGCACCAUUAUCGCAACCAGCAGCGCCGCCAAAAACAUCACAACCACUUAAAUCAUCUUCAUUAUCAUCAGCACUGCCCCAACCACAGUCUCUGCCUCCAGCAAAAAAUUCGGCUCCACCUCUGGCGAAAAGCAAGGCCUCAGCAAUUAAGACCUCCAAGGUCAAAGCCUCAAUCCCGCCAGUUAAAGCUAAAGGUCAGGAAAACGCCGCGAUGAAAAGCGUGGUCAUGGCGAAGGUGGUUACAGGAAAAACCAGUGUGAAGGACGCGAAAAGCAAAUCUGUUGCCUCGAAGGCUAAGAGCAAGAUUAUUUGAAUAUCGUCGAAAGGAUUGGUCGUGACCGGCCUUUGCUGCUGAGAUAAAGAUGCAUGCAAGUGAGUCAGGCCUCCAUUGUCAUAUCGUCGCGAGUACUUGCGAACAAAUAAAAACAUAAACC
Varroa destructor (honeybee mite) is the source of this 2521-nucleotide messenger RNA. RefSeq names its product actin cytoskeleton-regulatory complex protein pan-1-like. NCBI's taxonomy places the organism in Eukaryota, Metazoa, Arthropoda, Arachnida, Mesostigmata, Varroidae. The record is from RefSeq and is a predicted model, not a curated record.